AUGGCUCUUAGCAAUUUCCUCUUUGCUCAGUGCAUCUGCUACUUCCUGGCCUUCCUCUUCAGCUUCAUCGUGGUGGUGCCGCUGUCUGAGAAUGGCAACGACUUCCACGGCCGAUGCCUGCUCUUCACCGAGGGCAUGUGGCUCAAUGCCAACCUCACUGUGGAGCGGCAGCGCUUCACCGUGCAGGAGUGGGGGCCUGAGGCCGCCUGCCGCUUCAGCAUCUUCACCGGGCUCCUCUCUCUGCUGCUGGCUACAGUGCAGGCCUGGCGGACUCUCUUCUUCCUCUGCAAAGGGCAUGAGGACUCUUUCUUUUAUGCCUUCCUGAAUCUGCUGAUCAGCGCCUUUGUGGUGUUUAUCACGUUUAUUGCCAGCACUAUAGUGAGUGUAGGAUUUAACAUGUGGUGUGAUGCAAUUACUGAAAAAGGAAGCAUGCCAAAUAGCUGUGAAGAAUUACAGGAUAUAGAUCUUGAACUGAACUUAGAAAACUCUGCUUUCUACGACCAGUUUGCUAUUGCACAGUUUGGUCUGUGGGCUGCCUGGCUGACGUGGCUGGGAAUCACCAUUCUGGCUUUCCUGAAAGUGUAUCACAACUACAGACAAGAGGACCUGCUAGAUAGCCUGAUUCAUGAGAAGGAGUUGUUGUUAGGAAGAUCCUCUUCACGAACCUGUUUGCAAGAUGAGAAAAGUGCCAUGAUCUAAAGUGUAAGCAAAUUUCCAGGGCAGGAUCUAGAAUUUAUUAUUCAGUAGUGUAAGAUGAUGUUGAGUCAGAGUAUUGAGUGUGUGAGAUCUUUUCUUUUCUGAAAAAAGAUAUACUUGUCAAUCACUCACUUCCUCACUGAAAAAUUCUUGGCAGAAGUAUUUAUGUUAGGAUACAGAGAACAAACUGCCACGUGUGCCUUUGGCGCAGCAACAUUUCUGUCCUGCACAGACAUGGAACAGCACAGCCUGCAGUCUGCUGUUGCUAGCAGUGCUCCUGUAUGCUAUUGCUGCCUUUUGGGACACUGUGCAUUUUUGAGGACAUGCUGGCAAGAGCAGGCUACAGAGUCUAGGCUAUUCCUCCAAACUAUUCUGCAACAACAACUGUAACUGGAGAUGUGACAAGGCCCUCUUCUCUCCAUCUCUUCCCCUUUGACAGUAAAUCUCCCCAUUCUCACUUUGUUCUGAGCGAUUGCAGCUCUGGUCCAGGUACAGGCUCU
Messenger RNA from Phasianus colchicus (ring-necked pheasant), 1196 nucleotides. RefSeq names its product transmembrane protein 179 (gene TMEM179). NCBI's taxonomy places the organism in Eukaryota, Metazoa, Chordata, Aves, Galliformes, Phasianidae. The record is from RefSeq and is a predicted model, not a curated record.